This is a messenger RNA of Clupea harengus (Atlantic herring), 3460 nucleotides long. Its product is annotated as solute carrier organic anion transporter family member 1C1-like. Lineage: Eukaryota; Metazoa; Chordata; Actinopteri; Clupeiformes; Clupeidae. Gene Ontology annotation, biological process: sodium-independent organic anion transport; transmembrane transport. Gene Ontology annotation, molecular function: protein binding. Gene Ontology annotation, cellular component: basolateral plasma membrane. The record is from RefSeq and is a predicted model, not a curated record.
AGGGUCUCCCGGAAGCACCUGCCACCCGGGGCUUCACAUGUGAGAGUGCUCCAUGUGAAGUGAAUUUUUUCUUCUUUAGUGUGGCGGCCGUUUGUGAAUUACAUUUCUUUUCCUUUUUUGUGGUCCUGGGAAUUAGAAUCGCACUCUGACAUUAACAUUAACGUUGAGACGUAUUUCGGGGUGGCAUGACGGCCGAGGGGAGACCAGAGGGAUUCAGGGAGCCGCCCUCCAUUAAUGGCAGCACCAGCAACCUCAAAGCCAACGCACCGACCAAGUGCUGCACCCCGAAUCUGAAGCUGUUCAUCGGGGUGCUGGCCUUGUGCUAUUUCUCCAAGUCUCUGACCGGGAGCUACACCAAGAGCACCAUCACUCAGGUGGAGCGACGCUUUGAGAUCCCCAGCUCCACCGUGGGCAUCAUCGACGGCAGCUUUGAGAUGGGUAACCUGCUGGUGAUCACUAUGGUGAGUUACUUCGGAGCGAAGUUCCACCGGCCGAGGAUUAUUGGAACCGGAGCUCUGCUGAUGUCGUUGGGGACGUUCCUUAUGGCUCUACCACACUUCCUCAUGGGCAGAUAUAACUAUGAGACGGCGGCGGGAAGGACAUUCACGUCUGACGCCAACUCCACCUUCAGUUCCCCCUGCUCCAGCGCCUCUUCCCAGGGUACCUUGCAGCAGCCAGCACCCGGAUGUCAGGUAGGAGAGGAGGAGAGCUCUCCCAUGUGGAUAAUGGUACUGGUGGGUAAUAUCAUCCGUGGCAUUGGUGAGGCCACCAUUGGACCCCUGGGCGUGGCUUUCAUCGAUGAUUUUGCACGGCCAGAAAACUCUGCCUUCUACAUCGGAUGCUUGCACACCAUCGCAGUGAUUGGCCCUCUGUUCGGCUAUACUCUGGGCUCUCUCUGUGCCAGCCUAUACGUGGACAUCGGCUUUGUCAACCUGGACAGUGUGACCAUCACGCCCCAGGACUCCCGCUGGGUGGGGGCCUGGUGGCUGGGGUACGUGGUUGCGGGAGGGCUCACCUUCAUCACUGCCCUCCCCUUCUGGUUCCUGCCCCGCUCUCUCCCUGAGGCCCCCCGACCCCCCAAAAACCAGUAUGACGAGGACCCGGACGCCCCCGCACUGGAGCCUCUCAAUACCCUGCAGGAGGAGGAGACGCCUAACAUCAGUGAGAUCGCCAAAGACUUUCUGCCUUCGCUGAAGCGCUUGUUCACAAAUAAGAUAUACAUUCUUUAUCUGCUCUCCAACAUUGUGAUGUUCAACGCCUUUGUCGUAAUCAUCACCUACACACCCAAGUUCUUUGAGCAGCAGUUUGGAAUGAGCGCCUCCAAGACCAACUUCCUCAUAGGUAUUGGCACCAUGCCAGCAGUGUCUCUGGGCAUAUUCCUGAGUGGCGUCAUCAUGAAGAAGUUUAAGCUGGGGCUGCUGGGGGCGGCCCGAGUCGCCUUCUUCACCUCCAUCGGAGGCUUCCUGCUCACGCUGCCAUUCUUCGCCCUCAGCUGCCAGAACAUAGAGGUGGCCGGCCUCACUGCCCUCUACCCAGGGCCAGAAGCAGUAAGAUCAGAUGUAGGGGUGCUGUCCACCUGUAACAACGCCUGUGGGUGUCACCAAAACCAGUGGGACCCAGUGUGCGGCCAGAACGGGGUCACCUACAUCUCUCCGUGUUUGGCAGGGUGCACAUCCACUCAAGGAGCAGGGAGGAACAUGAGCUUCCAUGGCUGCAGCUGUAUCCAGAGUUCUGGCCUGAGUGUGGGGAACUCUUCGGCGGUUCUUGGCCAGUGUCCUCGGGAGAAGGCCUGUUCCACCAUGGUCUACAUCUACGUGGCUCUACAGGCUGUCAGCUUCUUCGUCUACUGCCUGGGCAGUACGCCUAUGUUCAUAAUAACUCUCAGGAGUGUGGAGCCGGAACUGAAGUCUCUGUCUGUGGGAGUAUUUAUGCUGAUGCUACGGGUCCUCGGGGGGAUCCCUGCUCCUAUGUACUUCGGGGCGCUGAUCGACUCUACCUGUCUGAAAUGGGGGAGUCGCAGGUGUGGGGGGAGUGGGGCAUGCAGGCUCUAUGACAUCAACACCUUCAGGUGGCUGUUCUUAGGUGUGACCAGCUGUCUGCGGCUGCUGGGAUACGUGAUGUUCUGGGUGGCCAUCACCCAGAUCAAGAGGACCUUACUGAGAGCACGCCGUGCCCAGGACAUUGAGCUGCAGAAGACCCAAGGAAACAGGGACCAGGCCCAGGACAACACAGAAAAUGAGGCAUCAGAGAAGAUGAACAUCAGUGAUGGGCAGUCAGCCGAUGGGAGUGAGAAGAUGGGGAUCACUGACAGUCUUGCAGCCAAUGGGAAUGACAAGAUGAACAUCAUUGGAGGGCAUGCAGCCACCGGGAGUGAGGGGAUGAACAUCGAUGAUAAAAAUGCCAGGCAGACUGAUGACUGAGCCCUGAUUUUAAUAAUUUAGUAAUUAUCUCAAGAAGUGUGUUGGAAUCCAUUUCAGUGACUGAAAUCUCAAAAAGCUCUUUUAAAGCCAGCUUUGACAACAACAAAAAACACAUCCAGAAUUUCACUUCAUUUGGUGAAUGGAAAUUAAACUAAUUUGCACACCUCUCAAGUUAUUAAUGUGUAUGAAUGAUAUUUCCCAUAUAGAAAGACGGAGAAUGCAGCAGUGGUCUCUAUUUGUCUCUACCACUAGAUGGCAGCAGUUAGCCUGGAAAUGAAACCACCGUCUACGGUGCAGGCUUAAAGAGGAUGUGAUGUCUUCAUCAUUCUGAGGCCACUUAGCAGAUAUGGGUGUAUUUCAUUCAGUGUCCCUUCGUGCCUUUCUUAAAAAGUGGAACAGUUAAAUCAAUAUGUAAUGGUAAAAACUUAGGAUCAAUGUUUUUCGAAAAGAUGUAUAUAUCUUUUGCAUAAAACCCAUUAGACCCUUUAGGCACCUUUAGCUUUUAGUUUUUUAGGAAGUGUUUUUUUCCAUGUCAUCACAAUUUAGUGACUGGUCCAUGUUCCAUCUGUUAUGAAUACUGGGCUGCAAAGAUAAGAUGGGAAGUGUUUUUUUCGGUGUUCUGGAUUAAAGAAACUGGAUUAAAGAAAUCCAAUAAAAUAUGUGUGUUGGUGAAUAGAUGUAAAGAUCUAAGAUUGUAAAAUUGACAUGUUGAGACACUGGAAUUCAAUCUGAUAUUAAUGAGUUCAUAAUUGUGUCUGAGUAGAAUAUGUUGCACCAAAGUGUAAAUAUAAAAAGGUGGAAAACUGAAAAGAUGAAUGAGUAAUGUGUGAUCACUGAGGAUCAGACAUUUUAUUCAGUAUCUUAAAAUCACAGAAUAGAUGGAAUCAUGCAACCUUGAACACUUGAUUCUCCUGUGUUUUUCAAACGUGCCUGAGUAACAUCUGUGAGAAACUGGCCCAGUUUGGUGUGAUGAAUACAAGUCAUGAGGUGUUUUGACAAAUGUGAUGUGUCCCUGUGUAAUAAAGGAGGAAUGUAGUGUG